This is a messenger RNA of Myotis daubentonii (Daubenton's bat), 1774 nucleotides long. RefSeq names its product shisa family member 5 (gene SHISA5). NCBI's taxonomy places the organism in Eukaryota, Metazoa, Chordata, Mammalia, Chiroptera, Vespertilionidae. The record is from RefSeq and is a predicted model, not a curated record.
GCGGGGCCGGCGUUCCCGCGGGUCGCCGAGACGGGCUGCACUCAGCCCGGCGCUUCCGGCGGGCGGCCCAGCUGCGCGUCCGUCCGUCCAGCGCUCACCAUGGCCGCGCCGGCGCCGCGGGUGCUGCUGCUGCUGCUGCUGCUGCUGCCUCCGGGGGCCCACAGCGAGGUGUGCAUGCUGGCCGGCGGAGACAGCUUCUCCCCCAAGACCUGCCCCGUGUUCUGCUGUGGCACCUGCUCCAGCCAGUACUGCUGCUCCGACAUCCUGAAGUCCGUCUGGAACAAGGAAGGCUGUGCCGACAGUCAGGACAGCUUGGCCAGUGUCAGGAAUAACAUGGUGGAGACGUCGCUGAAGUACACCGACAUAGACACCAACCCCCUGCCAGGGUCCGGGGCCACCAUAGCCAUCGGCCUGACCAUCUUUGUGCUCUUCAUUGUCACCAUCAUCGCGUGCUUCACCUGCUCCUGCUGCUGUUUGUACAAGAUGUGCUGCCCCCCCCGCCCGGUUGUGAACACCACCACGUCCACCACGGUGGUGCACGCCCCCUACCCUCAGCCUGCGAGCGUGCCACCCAGCUACCCCGGGCCGUCGUACCAGGGCUACCACCCCAUCGCCCCCCAGCCAGGGAUGGUGGCGGCACCCUACCCGACACAGUACCCACCCCCGUACCCCGCCCAGCCCGUGGGCCCGCCUGCCUACCACGAGACCUUGGCUGGGGAUGCAGCCAUGGCCUAUCCUGCCAGCCAGCCUCCUUACAACCCAGCCUACAUGGACCCCCCGAAGGCCACCCGCUGAGCGCACUGCAUCUCUGGCUGCCACUUGAUGCGUCGUGCGCGCGCGCGCGCGUGCGUGUGCGUGCGUGCGUGCGUGUGUGUGUGUGUGUGUGUGUCCACGUGUGUGCGUGCUUGUGCGGCUAUGCGGGCACAGCCUUUCAACCCGUGCGGUGUGUGUCCUGUUUGUACACGUGAUGACGACAAGGUGGGGACGAGCCUCACCAGAGUUGCUGGAACCAUCCUUUGUUCUCGUCCUCACUUCAAAUUAUGCUUCCUUGAAAUCCCAAGCAAAACUCAAAGAAUGGGGUGAGUUCCUGGCCAGACCGCCCGGGAGACGGGGGUCGUCACUAGGACAGCCCCGCUUUUUGUGGGCAGCGAGCGCACAUGCUCGGGCUCUGCAGUGGCCAGCCCGCUUGAGGCCAUGCCUGCCCCCAGGUGUGGCCUCCCUCACAGAACAGAGCUCCUGCAGGGCGGUGGGUGGGGCCGGGCUAAGCUGGGUUUUGAUCCCAUCGUUCCCUGGAGCCAGGCCCUGGGACCACCUGGAGGCCGCAUCGGCCUCGGUGCUGGCUGCCCUGGCCCCCGAAACAGGUGGACAGGGUGGCCGCUGUCCACCUACACACUCAGGUGUCCUCCCUGCAGUGUCUUUGUUGUACUUUUAUCCAAACUGUUUUUGUUUUAAAAUGUGACAGUUGCUGAGGCUGAAACCCCUGGGCCCCAGAGGGCAUUGGCCCGGAGGCGAGGGACCAUCUGACGUGACAGUUCCUGUCUCCCUCACACCAGCUCCUGGACCCUCGUCCCAUUAUCCUGGCAGCAGGGACACUGGGCCACCAGCCUCUGAACCAACGUGGGGGGCCCCGGGUGGCCGCUGGCCCAGAUACGAAUACCUCAGUGUCCCCGUCCCUCUGUGACUGUCUCGCCAGUUCUGUCUCAACUUUGUACUGUUGAUGCGUUUCUGAGUCUGGGAGCUGUACCUUGGUUUAUAAUAAAUGCAGACAUUUUGA